CGUAAAUAGUAUUUAAUCAUCUCAUAAAAAUGUGAUUUUAAUGGAUAAAACUCUCAUUUUCGUUCUAAGAGUCAUAAAAUGGGAUUCCACAUGAAAUCAUCAUAAAUCAUUCAUUUUUGUUCAAGUAUUUGAGAAAAAGGGAAUAAAUCAUCAAGGGAUCAAGAUUCGGACUUGAACNAAAUCCUAAGAUUAGAACAGAAAAUCUUCUAUUUCGAUGAACUUUUAUUCGCUGAAGGCUCCUGGAAAAGGAGUUCGAAAGGAGAUUACACGAAGGAUCAGAAUUGAUGCAGAAAAUGCUGACGACUUCCAAAGAGAGAGACUAGAAGCCGAAGCUAAAGCCAAUAAAUUAGUCAAUGAUCUCUGUAAGGCUAUUGAGCUUAAACGCCCCCUCCAAUCUCAAGAUCCACAAUUGGAGGAAGUUAAUCUUCAAAAAGAGGCUCUAAAACCUAAGACCAACCCUGAACCAUCCAACCAUCAGGUGCCAGUUCUAGAAGAUUCACCAAGUUCUACACCAUCACAGAAACCCGAGAGCAUAACAACUCUUGCUAGGGCUACUGUGGUGAUGUUACCUGAAUACCCUCCUAGCCAAGUCUUAACCAGCAUAGUCGUACAUGAGGUGGAACCAACUGAGGGACCUGACUCAGAACCACCUACGCUCAUUCAAGAAAAGGAGGAGGAAGUUUUGCCUACGGCAAUAAACGACCAUCUCCUUAAUUAUGUUGAAGACACACCUCUAGAAGAACCUGUUCUGGAGGAAGUAGAGCCCAUUACCUGCCCCCAAGAUACCAAUGUCCAAGUGUUUGAGCAGGAAUCUAUAGACGAGGAAUUAUUUUGCAUGGAAAAGCCAACUCCGCUUAUAGAAACCUGUGUACAUAAUGCUUCAUCUGAAGAUUCAGACCAUACCUUCUUUGACUCCCUACUUGACGGGUGCGACUAUGUUUGCCCGAACGAUGGUUGGAGCCAAAAGAGUUGGGAUGAACUUCUGGUAAGUGACACUGAAGACGCAUCCAUGGGGGAAAGCAUGAUCAUAAUCAUUCAACCACAAAUGGAUAGUCAGCCUAUUGAAACCAAGGGAGAAGUUAGUCUUGCUAUAAAGGCCAGAGAUGUGGAUCGACUAAGGAGAAUUCCGCCAUCACCCACCUAUACAAAGUCUCCUCCAUAUAUCCUGUUGCCACCAAGCCGCAGGGAAGAAUCAAGGAUCCUGGACCUUGACCGAGCAAAAAUUCAAACAAGGAGCUUUGGAUAUUCUCCGUACCAAGAUUCUGAUGGGGAUAAUUAUUAUGAACCUCAUGGUGACCAAUAUGACUAUGACCAAUUUGGGCCUAUGUGCGACGAUCAACCUGAUCCACUCGUCGAAGAAAUCCUAAGAUUAGAACAGAAAAUCUUCUAUUUCGAUGAACUUUUAUUCGCUGAAGGCUCCUGGUAUGAACCACCCUACUCCCGUUACUACACUUUGUUUGCUGAAGAACAAAUUGAAGCAAACAAGGUGGCAAUUCGAGAAAGAGCAAAACUUCUUGAAUCAGUCUGGAAGGAAAAGGAGUUCGAAAGGAGAUUACACGAAGGAUCAGAAUUGAUGCAGAAAAUGCUGGACGACUUCCAAAGAGAGAGACUAGCUGGAUUGGAUAAUCUAUCCGUUGAAUAAUAGACUAUCCGUUGCAUUUGCUGGCUUCAAUUUUGAAUGAAGAUUGUGAUUUGAAGAUUCUUCGUUGAAGUGGGUGUUUGGACGUACCCAAUUGUUGAGAAGGGAUUCCUUUUUCCACAGAAUCCGUCUUCUAGCUGUUGUUCAAGGAUUCUGGACUGUAGCACUUUACUCUGUUUGUCUUCUAGUGCUUGUUUAGGAAUUCUGGACAGGUUCUUCAAUUUUUAGAGGUCCAGACUUUGUUUUUUGAGUCAUUUGUUCUUGAAUCAGCAUAAUUAUCUUCAAUCUAGCCGUUGAAAAUCAAGAGAUUGAUUUUUC
Molecule: messenger RNA, 1957 nt
Organism: Cuscuta campestris
Lineage: Eukaryota; Viridiplantae; Streptophyta; Magnoliopsida; Solanales; Convolvulaceae
Source: the annotation of a GenBank genome assembly